GCCGGCCGCCGGCGGUGGGGAGGGGGCUCUCGGCGCCAUGGCGUCGGUGAAGGUGGCUGUCCGAGUCCGGCCCAUAAACCGCAGGGAGAAGGAUUUGGAUGCUAAAUUUAUUAUUUCAAUGGAGAAAAAUAAAACAACAAUUACAAAUAUGAAGAUACCAGAGGGAGGAACUGGAGACCUUGGAAGAGAACGGACUAAAACAUUCACAUAUGACUUCUCCUACUUCUCAGCUGAUGCAAAAAGUCCAAACUAUGCAUCUCAGGAAAUGGUAUUUAAGAACCUUGGCAGCGAUGUCCUCAAAUCUGCUUUUGAAGGUUAUAAUGCUUGUAUUUUUGCAUAUGGACAGACUGGAUCUGGGAAGUCAUAUACUAUGAUGGGAAAUGCUGGGGAUCUCGGUUUAAUACCUCGGAUUUGUGAAGGAUUAUUCAACCGAAUAAAUGAAAAAACAAGAUGGAAUGAAGCCUCUUUUCGGACAGAGGUCAGUUACCUGGAAAUAUAUAAUGAACGUGUCAGAGAUUUAUUGAGGCGCAAAUCUACAAAAACAAAUAACUUAAGAAUUCGUGAGCAUCCAAAAGAAGGUCCUUAUGUUGAAGACUUGUCCAAACACUUAGUACAAAAUUAUGGUGACGUAGAAGAACUUAUGGAAGCAGGAAACAUAAACCGGACCACUGCUGCGACUGGAAUGAAUGAUGUCAGCAGCCGAUCCCAUGCCAUUUUCACCGUCAACUUCACUCAGGCAAAGUUUGAUGAUGAAAUGCCAUGUGAGACAGUUAGCAAAAUACAUUUGGUAGACCUUGCUGGAAGUGAGAGAGCAGAUGCUACUGGAGCUACAGGUGUCAGAUUAAAAGAAGGAGGAAAUAUUAACAAAUCCCUAGUUACUCUGGGAAAUGUAAUUUCUGCCUUAGCUGAUUUAUCUCAGGAUGCCUCAAACCCCCUUACAAAGAAGAAGCAAGUAUUUGUGCCUUACAGGGAUUCUGUUUUGACAUGGCUUUUGAAAGAUAGCCUAGGAGGAAACUCUAAAACAAUAAUGAUUGCAACUAUUUCACCUGCUGAUGUCAAUUACGGAGAAACCUUGAGCACCCUUCGCUAUGCAAACCGAGCCAAAAACAUAAUCAACAAGCCUACCAUUAACGAGGAUCCAAACGUCAAGCUAAUUCGUGAGCUUCGAGCUGAAAUAGCCCGGCUGAAAACUCUGCUUGCUCAGGGGAAUCAGAUUGCGCUUUUGGAUUCUCCAACAGCCCUAAGUAUGGAAGAAAAGCUUCAACAGAAUGAAGCCAGAGUGCAAGAGCUUACUAAAGAGUGGACCAACAAGUGGAAUGAAACCCAAAAUAUUCUAAAAGAGCAAACUUUGGCUCUAAGGAAGGAAGGAAUUGGUGUUGUGCUAGAUUCCGAGCUGCCUCACCUAAUAGGCAUUGAUGAUGAUCUUCUCAGUACUGGCAUCAUCUUGUAUCACCUGAAGGAGGGACAAACACACGUUGGCAGAGAAGAUGCUGCAUCAGAACAGGAUAUUGUCCUUCAUGGCCUCGAUUUGGAAAGUGAGCACUGCAUCUUUGAACAUUUCAAUGGAACAGUUAAUUUAAUACCACUGAGUGGAGCACAAUGUUCUGUAAAUGGAAUUCAGAUCACAGAGGCCAUACAACUCAACCAAGGUGCUGUAAUAUUACUUGGGAGAACAAAUAUGUUUCGUUUCAAUCAUCCGAAGGAAGCAGCCAAAUUGAGAGAGAAAAGAAAGAGUGGACUGCUUUCUUCCUUCAGUUUGUCUAUGUCAGAUCUUUCAAAAUCUUGUGAAAACCUCUCAGCAGUGAUGCUGUAUAAUCCAGGCCUUUUCCCUAUUAAAGGACCAAUCUGUCUAAGAUUAGAAUUUGAGAGACAGCAACGAGAAGAACUCGAAAAAUUAGAAAGUAAAAGAAAGCUGAUAGAAGAAAUGGAGGAAAAGCAAAAGUCUAACAAAGCUGAAUUAGAAAGAAUGCAGCAAGAGGUGGAGUCUCAACGUAAGGAAACGGAAAUAGUUCAGCUGCAAAUCCGAAAGCAAGAGGAGAAUCUUAAAAGGAAAAGCUUUCAUAUAGAAAGCAGGAUGAAAGACUUGCUGGCAGAAAAGGAAAAAUUUGAAGAAGAGAGAUUACGUGAGCAGCAAGAAAUAGAGCUUCAAAAAAAGAAGCAAGAAGAAGAAUUUUUUGCUCGAGUUAAAGAAGAACUUCAGCGAUUACAAGAGCUCAAUCAGAAUGAAAAAGCGGAGAAAAUGCAGAUUUUCCGAGAACUGGAAAAGCUUAAAAAGGAAAAAGAGGAGCAGUAUAUCAAGUUAGAAUUGGAAAAAAGGAGAUUGGAAGAGGAAGAAAGAGAUCAAGUAUUGCUGGUGGCAAACUUGGAAGAGCAGCUCAGAGACAAACAAGCCAUGAUACAUCUGGUCAAACUAGGAGAUGUGCAAAGGGCUGAAGAAGAGAAGAAGAAUCUUGAAGACAUCAGAGAGUCCCUCUUGCGAGUCAAAGAGGCCAGGUCUGAAGGAGAUGAAAACAGCGAGGAGUUAGAAAAGGCACAGUACAACUUCAUGGAUUUCAAGAGGAGGCAGCUAGAACAGCUAACUAGUUUAGAGAGAGACUUGGGUCAGCAAAGGGAUCAUCUAGAAAAAGACGUAGCUGAUGAACAUGAAAAUCUGAAUCGUUUGAAGUGUGCACACGCACAACAUUUAAACCUUGAGAAAAAUGAUGAAAACAUGCUGGAUGCUGCCUUAACAGUUGAAGAAUGUAACAAAAUAAAAUCAUGUGAGUACAGGCUGCAGCUUAAAGAACGGCAGCUUCUGUAUCUGACAAAUAACCAUUUGCCAGCUUUGUUGGAAGAAAAGCAGAGAGCCUCUGAAGUUCUCGAUAGAGGCCUGCAGAACUUGGACAAUACUCUUUAUGAAGUUGAAAAAGAAAUGGAAGAAAAAGAAGAUCAGAUAGCACAGUACAAGGCAAGUGCCAGCCAGCUGCAGCAGCUUCAGGAGACAUUUGAAUUCACUGCCAAUGUAGCUCGUCAAGAAGAGAAAGUUCGGAAGAAGGAGAAAGAAAUUCUAGAAUCAAAGCAAAAGCAGCAACGGGAGGCGCUGGAGCAAGCGGUGGCUAAGUUGGAAAGGCGACACUCUGCUUUGCAGCGUCAUUCAACCAUAGAAAUUGAGGAGCAAAAACAGAAGCUUGCAACUCUGAACAGCAGUUGCAGCGAACAGGCAGGCCUGCAAGCUACUCUAGAGGCAGAACAAAAAGCCUUGGAAGAAGACAGAGAACACUUGGACUUGCAAAUACAGCAGUUAAAGCAGAAGAUAUAUGAAGGCGAUGGGGUUGAAAAAGGGUCCCUAGGAGCUGGAGAAGAGAGAUUGUCCCAUAGCAGUUCCCCUUCUAGUGUUACAAAAUCUCAACCCCACUUUAUUCCAUUGGUCGAUGACAGAAUAAAUGCCUUUAUUGAAGAAGAAGUUCAAAGACGUCUUCAAAACAUACACUACACAUGUGGAGAAAAUAAUAAUAGUCUCCUUCAGUCUGCAGAACUUUCAAAGGAUAACCAGAAGUUUUAUAAUGAUACUGCUCAACGCAAGUUGAAGUAUGAGAAAAUGCCCCUUUAUGGCUUUCUCGCUGUACCUACUAAUGACAGCCAAUGUUAUACAAGUGAAGAUACAAGAAUAGCAGACAUCAGUAAGCAGGACGAAAGCAUAGAUGCAUUCAAUCCUCAUUGGAGAAGAAUCCCGGAGUUCUGCAUGACUCAAAAAACUACAAAUAAAAAAAGACAGUUAGGACAGGAAUACAUCAGCUGGCUGUGCAGUAAUCAAUGUGACUCGAAUCAACCCAAAGUCAUAAAUAGCAAGAGAACUUGCUCCAAAUAUUCUUCAGAUUUUCAUCUUCAGGCUCAUGACAGAUAUGGAAUGAUUCAUUCAUCAGAAAGCAAAUCAGCAUGCUAUCAUUUCGACAGCACAGGCUUAGCUACUACUACUUGGGAACCCAGUAGUUUGGGAGCAGAAUCUGAUCUUGUUGUUGACUGCCGUAUUCCUCCCUCAGACCUUUUAGCCUCUGCCAAACAUCAGUCUGGAGCUUGCAUUUCUCUCUCUUUCGGAGAACACAGUAACCAGAUCCCCCAAAUUUGUGCCCAGAUUCCAUACCAGCAGUUAGAUGAAAGAGCUACGAAUGCCUGCCAGAAACCUCUCCCAGAGUCCCAUGCGGGAACAAAGCAGAGUUAUGGGCUAGGACAUCUCUUCAGCAAAUUCACCAGCAUUUACAGUGAUACCAACUAUCAAAUGUUUAAGAGUAGCUGGUUUUCUAAGCAGAUUAAAGGUCUGGCCAGUCUGUGUGACAAAAAUGAGACGUGCACACAAAUGGUGUCAUUUGUAAAAGACUUUCCAUUUAUUAAAAAAAUACAGUUAAAUCUUCUUUUAGGUGUGAACAAGAAUGGCUUCCAUGAUGCAAGUAUCACUCCAGGAAGUCCUGUGCAAAAAGAUGAAGAUAUGAAGUUCUUACACUCAGGCAUUUCAAUUGAUAUGUGUACAGCAGAUCAUUCUGAGAGAUAUACUUACUAUCCUAGAUGGGAAAAACUGGAAACUAGCCUUGUGCUUAAGCAAAAUUUUGUGUGCUUUCCAGAUGGGCUUCUGAAAUUGCAGCUGUGCUCUCAGGAUGAACUGUUGCAAUAUGUGACCUGUAUCUUGCCAGAAAUUUGUGCCAAACCUGAUGAGUUAAAAGGAAUCUACUGGAUUGCUGUAGGAAACCAUAACAGAACUGGACCAGAGCCUGCAUGCUUGCUUUUACUUGGUUCGGUCCUGUAUGCCAUUAUUGCAUCAGCCAAUCCAUUGGAGAGCAGUCAGGACUCCCUGGAAAUUUUUCAUGUUUUCCCAGUCACUGCAUUAAGAGAAAUCCAAAUUGGCUAUGCUGGACAGAGCAUCAGACUUCUGUGUUCUAAUGAAGAAAAUAUAAUGAAAAUAUUUACCUUUAACAAAUACUUCACACAAAGAAUAUGCCACGACAUACUUAGCCUUGUAAUAUCAUCAUCUGAGUCUGCUUACUUAAAUCACCCACUCCUGAAAGGAGAUCUGUUGCACCUUUCACUUGACUGGGCUUCAGCAAUCUCCGAUUUGGUUUUUGAAAAUGGUGUGCGUCUGUCAUGCAGUUUUGAAGCCAAUUUAGCUGAUCUGGUGUACAUGCUCCAUGGAAACAUGGGAAUCAACAAGCCCCAUUUAGGAGAAAUUCAGAUACUGCUCUAUACAACAGUAAAACUAGAGGGCAAAAUCCGAUCACUAGUCCUUACAAAUACUCAUGUAGGUCUUGUAGAGGAAGAUAGUAUCUUCUGCCCAGUUCCUAGCUCUUUACAUUCCCUAGUUGACCAGUUGCAAUUUGACAAAAUUAAGCUGCAUUGUUUGAGUGAGCUCAAGUGUAUAGUUGUCCUGGAGAAAGGAAAUCUAAUCGAAAUUGAGCUUGUAUUUUCUCGUGCAGGUAAGGUUGGCUGUGAUUCAUCCCACAGUUUGGCUUGCAUUUCUCAGAAAGAGGCAUUUACCCAACUGAGAACUGUUUCACCCUUUUGUUAUGCCCAACCUAGCACUCCACCAUAUAUCUGGAAAUUGACUUUCAGUUCAAAUGAAGAUGCCAUUAGGCUAAUGCUGCAUUUGACAGGACAGUAAAUCUGGGUGCUCUUUAGGUGUUACGUUCAAAAGAAUGCAAAUCAACCAAAUGUGUGUUUUCAUGUAAAUAAUCUCUCAGAUGAGACACAUACUU
Molecule: messenger RNA, 5720 nt
Organism: Lacerta agilis (Sand lizard)
Lineage: Eukaryota; Metazoa; Chordata; Lepidosauria; Squamata; Lacertidae
Gene: KIF16B
Product: kinesin family member 16B
Exons: 24
Coding region: 38-5626 (1862 amino acids)
Biological process (GO): microtubule-based movement
Molecular function (GO): microtubule binding; phosphatidylinositol binding; ATP binding
Source: RefSeq, a predicted model, not a curated record